GGGGGCAGAGAGGGGCGGGCGCGGCGCACACGCACUACGCCGCUCCGGCGGCGGCUUGUGGGGGCGGCUUAAAUAGGGCGGGCCGGGCGCUGGCGUUGCACUGUCAGUGUGGAGGGGGCUGGUCGUCAGUGCUGUAGCUGUUAGGCCGGGCGCUGCCAGCAUAAGGAACAACUGCAACCGACCGAGAUGCAAGCACAUGAAUUGUUUAGACAUCUGCGAAUGCCAGAACUUGAUGAUUUCAGACAGUAUAUACGCACACUUCCAACCAACACUUUGAUGGGGUUUGGUGCAUUUGCAGCUCUUACAACAUACUGGUAUGCAACAAGACCCAAAGCCCUGAAACCACCAUGCGACCUAUCCAUGCAGUCUGUGGAAGUAGAGGGUGGUGAGCAUGCUCGAAGAUCAUGCCUGCUUAAUAGUGAUGAGCUAUUGACAUAUUACUAUGAUGAUGUGAGAACAGCCUAUGAAAUCUUCCAAAGAGGUUUGGAGGUGUCAAAUAAUGGUCCCUGUUUGGGUGUUAGAAAACCAGAUCAGCCAUAUGAAUGGAUCUCUUAUAAAGAGGUCUCAGAGAGAGCAGAGUAUGUGGGUUCAGCACUACUUCACAGAGGCUACAAGCCAGCUCCAGACCAGUACAUAGGAAUCUUUGCACAAAACAGACCAGAGUGGGUUCUCAUUGAACAGGGAUGCUACACCUACUCCAUGGUGGUGGUGCCACUUUAUGAUACGCUGGGAGCUGACGCAAUCAGUUAUAUUGUGAACAAAGCUGAUGUAGGACUGGUUUUCUGUGACAAAUCUGACAAGGCCAAGCUGCUGCUGGAUAAUGUGGAAAGGGGAGAAACUCCAGUCCUCAACACCAUUGUUAUCAUGGAAUCCUUUGAUAGUGAUCUCUUAGAACGUGGGAAGAAGUGUGGGGUUGAAAUUCUCAGCCUGAGAGAAUUGGAGGAGGUGGGGAGAGCUCACAGACACAAACCUGUGCCUCCAAAUCCAGAAGAUCUAGCAGUCAUCUGUUUCACCAGUGGAACUACAGGAAACCCCAAAGGAGCUAUGAUUACUCAUCAAAAUAUAGUGAGCAAUGCUUCAGCUUUUGUGAAAGCUACAGAGAGUGCAUGUGUCUUGAACCCCAGUGACACACACAUUUCCUUUUUGCCUCUUGCACACAUGUUUGAAAGACUAGUCCAGUGUGUGAUUCUCUGCCAUGGAGCUCGGAUAGGAUUCUUCCAGGGGGACAUCAGACUACUUAUGGAUGACUUAAAAACACUGCAGCCAACUGUAUUUCCUGUAGUACCAAGACUGUUGAAUCGGAUGUUUGACAAAAUUUUUGGACAAGCCAAUACUUCACUGAAAAGGUGGAUCCUGGACUUUGCUUCCAAGAGGAAAGAAGCAGAACUUAGAAGUGGCAUAAUUAGACAGAACAGUCUGUGGGAUAAACUGAUCUUCCACAAAAUACAGGCAAGUCUGGGAGGAAAAGUAAGACUAAUGAUCACUGGAGCAGCUCCUGUGUCUGCAAAUGUACUAACCUUCCUAAGAGCAGCUCUUGGUUGUCAGUUCUAUGAAGGCUAUGGACAAACUGAAUGCACAGCUGGAUGCUCUCUGACAAUACCUGGUGACUGGACAGCUGGUCAUGUUGGCGCGCCAAUGCCUUGCAGUCUCUUAAAACUUGUUGAUGUAGAAGAAAUGAAUUACUUUGCUGUCAAAGGAGAGGGUGAGGUAUGUGUGAAAGGGCCAAAUGUAUUUCAAGGCUACUUGAAGGAUCCAGAAAAAACAGCAGAAGCUCUAGACAAAGACGGUUGGCUCCACACAGGAGAUAUUGGAAAAUGGCUACCAAAUGGUACUUUAAAGAUCAUUGACCGGAAAAAGCAUAUAUUCAAACUUGCGCAGGGAGAGUACAUAGCACCAGAGAAAAUAGAAAAUGUGUAUAUGAGAAGUGAACCUGUUGCUCAGGUGUUUGUCUAUGGAGAAAGCUUGCAGGCCUUCUUAAUAGCUAUUGUCGUACCAGAUGCAGAGACUUUGUCUAGCUGGGCCAAGAAAAAGGGAUUUGAAGGUUCAUAUGAAGAACUAUGCAAAAACAAGGACCUCAAAAAAUAUAUUCUAGAAGAUAUGUUGAAGGUUGGGAAAGAAUCUGGCUUGAAGUCAUUUGAGCAGGUCAAAGGCAUUGCCCUGAGCAUGGAGAUGUUUUCUAUUGAAAAUGGCUUGUUGACACCAACACUGAAGGCAAAGAGACGAGAACUACAAAAAUUCUUCAAGUCCCAGAUAGAUGAACUCUAUACUAAUAUCAGGAUGUAACUGAGGGGAAAAAUGGGUUGAAGAGAAUGGCAAACAUCCAGACUACUGUUGGCCUUCAUAUUUGUAUUGACUACAGCAAACAUAGGGAAGGAAACUGUGCAAUCAUUAACUUGUACAAAAAUGGGUACCUGCCAUAGGAAUAUUGAAGAAAAUGGAACAUUGCCUUACUAUCCAGUUAUGUUGCAGACCAUUUUUAUGGUGACCUACAAUUUCCAGAAUUAGCCUUAAACUGUAAAUGUAACUAUGUGAUUAAGUUAUUUAAACUUCCUCAGCCAAAAAUGUGACCUUUUUUGUUAACCAGGGAGUUAACAUGUUGCCAGCAUGUUCCUGUCUGCAGGAUACUCUGCAACUGUCCACUCCAAAGAAUUUAGCAUAUUGGAGAGGUCUCCGUAUUGUACUGCAGGGGAAAUAGUUAAUCAUCAAAUAAAAAGCUAUAGCUGGUAACACUGCUUCUUGCAUUAGCCCUAAAAUCGGGUAAGACAGUGCCCCACUGAAGAGAACUCCCUUCAGCAUGCCCCAUUGAAGAGAACUCAGAAGCUUACUCCUGUGUAAGCUAGAAGUUGAAUACCAAUCAAAGGAAUAUACCCCUGUGCAGGAGGUGAAUGAUGCAAUAUUGGCUCUCUAAAUUAGUCUGUUUAAUUCUUCUGCAUUAGGAAGGUGGAUGCAACUAUUUCAUCAAUGUAGCAAAAACUAUUUAACACAAGCUUCAGACAUAGUUGUGUAAAUGGAUCCAAACUCUGGAACAAGACUGGAUUUUAGAGAAUGAAACCAUUCAAGAGGUUGACUGUGCUAAUUGCCAGGUAAACUUACACCUUGCACUAGCCAUGUGACUCCUGCAAUGGGCCCAUACUGUACUUAAUCUGCUUUGUUUCAUUAACAUGCCAGGUGCUCUAAACACAGAAUAGCUUCUGUCGUUCCCUCAGCUGUCUGAUUUAAUGUAUGAGCAAUUGAGUACCUUGAUUGAAAUGGGUGGGAGCAGAAAGCAGGAUUUUUUUUUUCCUGUCCAACACUUCGAAGCACAUGGAAGUAUUCAGACAAGUCAGUAGAGGAGAGAGAGAGAGAGAGAGCCACUUCCCCUGAACAAAUUCCCACAUAUAGUAUAAAAAUACACAAAUUAAAAUCUUAGUCCACCAUUCACUUGGAAAAUUGGCAGAAUUAAGCCUUGUUACAGAUAAAUAUUGACCACUAGCAUUCAUUACUGUUUUUAAAUAUGGAUAUAUGUAAAAUACAAGCACAAGGUUUGCACUAAGAUUUGUGUGAUUGUAAUGCAUUAUUUAGUAUAACUUCAUACAUGUGUACCCUAACUGCACACAUCCAAAUCAAUGCUCUUAGAAUAUCAAGUAACUUGUUACAUGGGAGUUCAAAUGUUUGCUUAGUGUUGGCUAUUUCUAUGUUUUAUAAACCAAAACAAUUUCCAAAACCAAUGAAGGAAACCAAAAUAAAUAUUUCUGCAUUUCA
Messenger RNA from Trachemys scripta elegans, 3741 nucleotides. RefSeq names its product acyl-CoA synthetase long chain family member 1 (gene ACSL1). Gene Ontology annotation, cellular component: membrane; endoplasmic reticulum. Gene Ontology annotation, biological process: very long-chain fatty acid metabolic process; long-chain fatty-acyl-CoA biosynthetic process; long-chain fatty acid metabolic process. Gene Ontology annotation, molecular function: arachidonate-CoA ligase activity. The record is from RefSeq and is a predicted model, not a curated record. The transcript has 21 exons. Lineage: Eukaryota; Metazoa; Chordata; Testudines; Emydidae. The coding region runs from base 187 to 2283 and encodes 698 amino acids.